Molecule: messenger RNA, 397 nt
Organism: Dicrocoelium dendriticum
Lineage: Eukaryota; Metazoa; Platyhelminthes; Trematoda; Plagiorchiida; Dicrocoeliidae
Source: the annotation of a GenBank genome assembly
GUCAACCAUUUGUGUGCUGUGCACGGUGCUAACGUGCAACUCGUCGUCAGGGGUACCAUGGAGCGGCUAAUGAUAAGAUCAGUUGCCGCGGAGAUCUACUACUCAGGCGCAGGUGGCUUGUUUGCAUUGAGGCGAACCAAUAUGAACGGCAUUGUACAAGGCAUCAUUCGGCAACGCAUGGGUGAUGCAGCCUCGGAUGCUGACAUUACACGGCACAUCAAAACGUGGUUGCAUUCUGCACGGCACAAGAGACCGCCUGUUGAGCAAAGUAAAGUAUGCAGCGCGAACGAGGUGAGUCCACUGCUUCAUUAUGAACAUCUUUAGCCUCCUACAUUGUCCAUCGCCGAAGCGGAUUAACCAUCUUGACAAUGCCGCUUUUUGCUACUAACGAUUUUUG